Messenger RNA from Coccinella septempunctata (seven-spotted ladybird), 2043 nucleotides. It is a transcript of the gene Sap47, whose product is annotated as synapse-associated protein of 47 kDa. Gene Ontology annotation, cellular component: synapse; cytoplasm. The transcript has 8 exons. NCBI's taxonomy places the organism in Eukaryota, Metazoa, Arthropoda, Insecta, Coleoptera, Coccinellidae. The record is from RefSeq and is a predicted model, not a curated record. Bases 225 to 1442 code for a protein of 405 amino acids.
AUUCGUCCCCUCGAUUUGCGCAAAAAUUCUUGUUAUAUCUGCGUUUAAUGUUUCACGGAAAGAGUAGAUUAGAAGACUACCAUUGAAUAUUGAUAAUAUAGUGCAAAACUCAUAAAGGGAGUCAAAAAUACGUUGGGAAAUUUUUAUUGAUAAUUGUCCGAUAGAACGCUGAAUACAUCUGCGUGAAGUUGUGGUGUCAAGUUGAAAAAACCAUUUAUUGAACGAUGUUCCAUGGAAUUACAAACCAAGUUUCUUCUUGGAUGGGGGCUGCUAGAGGUGACAACGAAGAAAAAGUUCCUACCCCAACUGAAGAUAAUAAUGCGAUAGCAGAUUAUGAGAAAAAAGAUAUGAGUCCUACCAAACAAACUGGAAGCAAAUUAGAUAUGUUAACGAAUGUAAAAGGUCAAAUUCAAGGCAUUGGGGGUUGGAUAGGGUCCAGUAUCCCUAAAUUGAGAAAGGGGGAAGAACAAACUCCUCAAGAAAUUCCAGAAGAACAGGUUGAACAGAAUAAUAUGGUGUCUACGGAACAAACGGUUAAACCUCCUAAAGACGAUGAUGAUAAUUCAAGUGCUACUGGAGGAGCCGACUCAGGACCAGGUUCUAAUGCCGAAACUCCAACUGAUGAAAAAGAAGGCCAGUUUGGAAACGUUCAGAGUAAAGCUUUGGCUGGUGCUAAAUCUUUUGGGAGCUUCCUCUACUCAGCUGUGAAUAAAGCGGGUAAAACUGUUACUGAAUCUGCAGCAAAGAUCAAGGAAACAGUUGAAAAAAAUAGUAUUCUUGGUGAAUUCAACAAAGAGCAAGAAGCUUUCAUGAAAAGCCAAGUUGGAAAUUCGGCAACAGCUCUACCUCCAUGGGCAGGAUGCCAGAACGAGGAAGCUUUGAAAGAGGAAUGUCUUAGUCUAUCUACUGACCGAAGAAGUUUUAUACGUAGUCCUCCUGCUGGAGUUGAUUUCCAGUUUGAUUAUGAAGUAUCCUAUCCAAUAGCUAUGGCUAUUAUGGAACAGGACCCCAAUUUAGAACAGAUGCGCUAUGAACUUGUGCCUAAAGUAAUUUCUGAAGAGAACUUCUGGAGGAAUUACUUCUAUCGUGUUAGUCUUAUUUGUCAGGCUAAUGAGAUGUCAUUCAUAUCAAAAGAUGGGGAAAGUAAAUAUGUAACAGAAACUUCUUCUGAUCCAAACUUAGUCAAUAGUGCAAAUGAAAGGCAUGAAUUUGUAUCAGACACAUUAAGGACUGACCAGGAAGUGCUUGCUGAGGUUGAAGAAGGCAUGAAAAAAUUGAAUAUGGGAACAAAACCUAAAGAAGAAGAUUGGGAGAAGGAAUUGGAGGCAGAACUACAAGAUUACGAGGUUGUGAGCGAAAAUAACAAAUUGACAUUUUCGAAAAACGAUAACUGGGAACAGGAGGUGGACGAGUUACUACAAGAUGGCAUAGAUUUGAAGUAAAAUUUUUCGUUUCUAGAUAUCUAAGAUCUUUAUUUUUAAUUCAAUAACGAAAAUUUAUGAUUGCAUAAUAUCAUUGGGAUAAUCUAGUCAUUUUUUUUUAAUAUGCGCAGUAUUUUUCGAGAAUUCGUUAGGUCACUAUAUUACUCCAUUUCAAUGUAUUUAAAAUAGUUGAACAGUGUUUAUGUGUACGGAAUUCUUGAACUUGCUGUAUAUCAUCAUGAAACUCUUAUUAUGCUGCACUUGGUCUAAACCUGGAAAUUUUGUGGCGUACCUCAUGAUAAAAACAUUGAAGAUCUUCUCUUUUUGCUUCAAUAAAUAAAUAUAUGUACAUAAUCCUCUGUAUUUAAUCUAAUUAUUGAUAGUCUCAUUGUACCAUAAUAGGUAGCAGUUUUGUAUUUUAUUCGAUUUAUGUAUAUAUUGAUGGGACAUUUUAUUUCAUUCAGUUUAUGUGUAUCUUGAUUUAAAUGACUCAAAACACACAUUAUGUUCAGAAAGUUGAUGUAUUAUCAGAGUAGCACUAGUUUUUGUGUACAAUGCAUGUCAAAAAUGUAUUCUUAUUGUUAUGAUAAUUACAGUUGUUGAAUAAAUGUAGCAAACCUGA